GCUAAAUAAGCCGCUUACCCCGGCGGGCAAGCCGUGUGCGCGCCUGCUGAAAGCCAUGACUGAAUUGCCCGCGGUGACUCUUGUGGCGCCGCCCGAGCCGGGCGCGUGGCUGGCUCGGGGGCUUACUUGCCGCCGCGCGCUGUCGCUCCCGGCGGCCGACAUCGUGAGUAUCGUGAGUGCUACGGCGGAGUCGGUGCAACAGGUGGUGCGGGGGCUUGGCUGGUUGCAGUGCGGGGGGCCGCCCAUCCUGCUCACUGCCUACACGGUGAAGGCGGGGACCGUGCUACAAUGGCUCCACAGUUAGCCGCCCUGAAGGUUAAGCAUUUGCAGUAUGUGUGCGACGCGGGUGUGUCGGGGGUGGGGGCUGCCCUGGCGGCGGGGGCCUUCGUGUGCACCUUGGCCCGCUUGUGGUCGCUGAAAUGGGAGAAUCAUCAUAAGGAAGCACUUUGGCGUGUGGCCAGGGGGGGGGUAGAAUCUUCCGAAACAGACCCCAUGCUUCAAAUGGAUAGAGCUCAACGAGAAAGUCACGAAUCCGCUUUCAAAAUUGGAAAUGGGUUUCUGGAUGCAAAGUUAUGACCCCUCAAAGUUGUCGGUCGGUCGGUCGGUCUGGGGUCCCACGAAGUUUUGCACAGGUUCGUGCCAAGUUUUGUUCCUAGCGCUUCUGUCCUGCAACACGCGGCGCAAUGGGUGCAGCUCCACGAUGCGUGCAUAGGUAUACCCAAGGCUCAGCAAACGUGCAUAGUUUGGGGCAGUUUGGGGAGCGGCAUGUCGGCAUCUCGGGAAAUGCCUGGGGAACUGGUCAGGGACAAGCCGGUGCCGGCCGGGUUUUGCAUGGUGAACGUGUCAGCACAUUUCGCACUAUCAAGAAACAUUGGAAUAAGCCGUUGCAUAGAAGGCCAGUCUAUCAGGAUACUUGUUGGCAUACGGGUGGACAUGUCUACAUGUCCACAUGUCGGUCGGCCAAAGUGUGUUCCCAAGACGGAUCAUUUUACAUAGCGAUAGAGCUCACUGAGAGCAGUCGAUUGGCACCAACCUGACAGAAAACUAAGGGGUUCUGAGGGGGUUUUGGGGGGUCGUACGGCAGGGGGGGUCGGUCGGUCGGUCGGUCGGGGGGUCCGGGAGGUUUUGUGGCAUGGGGUCAAAAAAGUUCGUUCCUACCCCCCCCCUGGUGUGGCCGCCAACUCUUGCUGGGCGUUUCCACGGCAUGCUAGCGAGCGGGCGCAAGGCGUUGCUGUUGACCCGUGUUGGGCGUGUGGGGUUAGUUGACAUGCUGGAUGGGGACCGGCGUCACUGGUUUUGGGACUGCUGCACUGUUGUGCUGUCCCUGCGAGAAAACAUGGGGAUGGCUAUGGGUUUCAUGCCAGAGGAUGCUCUAAGUGCCUUCUCUCGUGAGGAGUUGUGGUUGGUGCGCCCGCCUGCGGGGCUGGCGCCACCUGCUGUGUGGGAUGUGGUGUGUCUCGCUGUUAUGUCUGCCCUGGACUUUGGUCGGCAGCUUAUUACGUAUGGUUAUGGCCGGGCUGGCGGCGCGAGCGAAGCUGCCGUCGGCCCGGCGGGUGCUGAGCAUUGGACUUGCCGUCGUAGCUGACUUCUGGGGUCGUCUCCAGACGUUUGUGACUUUGAGUAUCAGGCCAAAUAAAGGGUAGGUUGGGACACUGUGCCGUCUGCGCAUCCUUUCAUCUCUCGGGCUGUUGGUGACGGCAUGCUAUUGCGCUUGCCGUAUGACGCUGAUUUCCCGCCUCCCUCACCGUGAGAAGUUGUGGGUGGUUGGGGGCUUGGUGUGUGGGCAGGACGCACGUGUGGGCGACCGUUCUAGUGCCUGGACGCUUGCGCCCUGGUUAGUGCGUGCGCUGUGCGUGUGUGCUGCGGCCUGGACAAUUCCCGGCACUCCUGUGCCUAUGCUUGUUGUUGUUGUGUGUGGUUACAAGGUGGUGAGCAUGACGUGCAUUCGUGUCCUUGUAGAAACCGAGGCUUGUGGCGUUGAGGCACAGCGGUGGGGCUCUGGCGGGUUGAGGCUUGGCUAGGACUCACUGUGCGCGGAGUCACACGGACGUUGACCGCGGGAGGGUUUGCAGCAAAGUCG
Messenger RNA from Chlamydomonas reinhardtii, 2080 nucleotides. RefSeq lists its product as uncharacterized. The coding region runs from base 56 to 304 and encodes 82 amino acids. The record is from RefSeq and is a predicted model, not a curated record. Lineage: Eukaryota; Viridiplantae; Chlorophyta; Chlorophyceae; Chlamydomonadales; Chlamydomonadaceae. The transcript has 2 exons.